GUGAGGCGCCGCGGCCCUGCGGGUGGGGGCUCCGGUCCGGGCUUUGGCUGCGGCCCCGGUGUAGUAGCGGGGGCGGCGGCCGGGGGUAGCGCGGCUCCUUCCCUUGUUGUGUGUGUCGGUGCCUCCUCGCCAUCUUGUUGCAAAGCCUUUUCUUGUCGGCGGGACUCCCGGGGGCCGCGGGGCGGGAGGCAAUAGAAGGAAGGAAGAGAGGGAGGGGAAGGAAGAAGGCAGUGCCGCCUCUUUUUUUCUUUGCAUCAAAUUAUUUUAAAUUUGCAAAUUAUAUUUUGCAAAUAUUUUGGGAGACAUUGAUUUUCCUGCCCGUGCUCCCCCGUUCUUGCCUGAGGAGUGCGCUGCGCCGCCCAGCCCUGUCGCCCCCCGGAGGUGAUCCCUCCCUCCUGCCUGCCCGCCAGCCUGUCCUGUGCCUGGCUCGCGGGCCGCAGUCUCGGCCCCGGCGCGCCCCCGGCAGCUCUCAGCGCGAUGAGCAUAGAGACGCUACUGGAGGCGGCCCGCUUCCUGGAAUGGCAAGCGCAGCAACAACAGAGAGCACGUGGCUAGUUGGUCAUAUGGGAAAAGGGAGAAGACCCCCACUAUUGUCUGUCCACCCUUUCCAAAAUAAGUAAAUCCACAGCUGACCAGUAAGGACAGGGAGGAUGUGUGCAACUCUGUGAAGGAACCUGGGAAUGGUUCUCUCCUAAGAAGUUGCAGAGCCCUGCCCUCUCCCCCACAUGGUGAGAGCUGGAGAGGAGCAGGAGCGUCUUCGCCUGGAACGGGAACAGGAGCAGAAGGCCAGCAGCCUGGCCAGGCUGGCCCAUGCCCUGCCUGUGGAGGAACCCCGCAUCGAGGCACCACCCCUGCCUCUGUCGCCACCAGCACCCCCACCGGCACCCCCACCGGCACUUGCCACUCCCACCCCACUGACUGUCAUUCCUAUUCCAGUAGUGACCAACUCCCCUCAGCCCCUGCCCCCGCCCCCACCACUGCCCCCUGCCGCCCAGCCUCUGCCCCUGGCACCUCGCCAGCCCACCCUGGUUAACACCCCUGGACUCAGCAUUAAGGAUCCUGCUCCCCUGCCCACCAGGCCACAGAUGCCCACCCCUGCCCCCCUACUGCCGGACUCCAAGCCCACCGGCAGCCCCAAGCCUCUGCAGCCCCUCCCCACACCCAUCCUGACCAUAGCGCCCCACCCGGGAGUCCAGCCACAGCUGGCCCCCCAGCAGCCACCCCCGCCCGCUCUUGGGACCCUGAAGUUGGCACCAACGGAAGAAGUCAAGUCCGGUGAACAGAAGAAGAGGCCUGGGGGGAUCGGAACCAGAGAAGUCCACAACAAACUGGAGAAGAACAGGAGGGCCCAUCUGAAGGAAUGCUUUGAGACCCUGAAGCGCAACAUCCCCAACGUGGACGACAAGAAGACCUCGAAUCUGAGCGUGCUGCGGACGGCGCUGCGGUACAUCCAGUCCCUGAAGAGGAAGGAGAAGGAAUAUGAGCAUGAGAUGGAGCGGCUGGCGCGGGAGAAGAUCGCCACGCAGCAGCGGUUAGCAGAGCUCAAACAUGAGCUGAGCCAGUGGAUGGACGUGCUAGAGAUUGACCGUGUGCUCCGACAGACAGGCCAGCCCGAGGACGACCAGGCUUCCACCUCUACUGCCUCUGAGGGCGAGGACAACAUAGAUGAGGAUAUGGAGGAGGACCAGGCCGGCCUGGGCCUACCCAAGCAGAGCCAGCGCCCCCACCCGGAGCUGCCGAAGCCGCCGCCCAGCACCGCCCCUGUGCCUCUGCCCCCCCACCCGCACCCCCACCCCCAGCCUGUGGCCCUGUCUCCGGCCCAUCUGCCUGGGCAGCAGCCGCCACCACAGCAGAAGACACCUCUGCCGGCUCCUCCUCCCCCACCAGCUGCCCCUGCCCAGACGCUGGUACCAGCUCCAGCCCAUUUGAUGGCUGCAUCUGGGGGAGGCUCCACAGUCAUCGCCCACACAGCCACCACCCACGCCUCAGUCAUCCAGACUGUGAACCACGUUCUCCAGGGGCCAGGCGGCAAGCACAUCGCCCACAUUGCCCCCUCAGCCCCCAGCCCUGCUGUGCAGCUGGCACCUGCCACACCCCCUAUUGGCCACAUCACAGUGCACCCUGCCACCCUUAACCACGUGGCCCACCUUGGCUCCCAGCUUCCCCUGUACCCACAGCCUGUGGCAGUGAGCCAGCCCGUGGCGGUGAGCCACAUUGCCCACACCCUCUCGCACCAGCAAGUGAAUGGCACAGCUGGGCUGGGGCCCCCCACCACCGUCAUGGCAAAGCCAGCCGUGGGGGCUCAGGUGGUGCACCACCCCCAGCUGGUGGGCCAGACAGUGCUCAACCCUGUGACCAUGGUCACCAUGCCCUCCUUCCCGGUCAGCACACUCAAGCUGGCUUGAGGAUGAGGCCACUCAGAGGCCCCCAGUGGGGGCAAGAAGGGGAACCUGUCCCCACACUCUCCCACCAGCUCCACACAUUCCAGUCCGGCCCAGGCCCACCCCACCCACACCCACCCCCAGGCCUCCUAGGGGAAGGGGGUGCAGAGACUCUGAGCCAGGGGAGGGAGCUGGGCACAGGGCAGGGGGUUAGUUCACUGCACUAGGACUUGGUAAAGUGAUGAGAGACGCUCUGGUGGACGUGCUGCCGAUUCAGCCUGGUGCUGUUCCUGCCUCCCCAUCCUGUCCCCUGAAACAGUUUGAUGUGGAUGUCAUGUUCUCUGCCUUCUCCCUCCCCUGCUGCCUUCCUGUGCUGCUGCUGCUAUUGCUCUGUCUGGUCAUGUGGCUGAGGAGCUGGGCCCUCCCUCCUGAGCCUCAGCCUCUCUUCCCAGGCCUAUGGAGGGGAAGGAGGAGGAACUGAACUGAAGCAACUUGGCUCAGAAAGUUGGGGGCGCUCUGGGCCCCAUUCUGAGUGCAGGUGAGAAGUCCUAGGAAGUGGCCGGUCUGGAGUCCUACGCAGACAGGUGGGCGCCCCAGCCUGGGGCGCGCCAACCCAGUUGCAGUCACUGUGAUUGCUUACAGCAGAAACUAGUUAGGAUUUUCUACCAACAGUAAACCAAACCCAAGCUGUUGCCAAGUUUCUGAGCCUUUCACCCCUUACUACUGGGCUCCUGACCUCAAGAGGGCAGGCUGAGGGUGGGGUGGGGAAGGAGGGGCUUGGCUGUCCCAUCGUCCCCACCAUCCCCGGCCUGGGUCUGGACUGAGAGCUGCUCUGGACCUCCGUUCCCAUCCCUGGCCGUGGCUUUUGGCUUCCAGAAGGCUGUCACUCCCCCGGUUCACUGGCCUCUGCUUAGUGCUCUGCACUCCCUUGCGGAUGGGUACCUGGGUGCCACCUGGGAGACAUGGACCACCAUCUGGUCUGGGUUCCAGGAGCCUGAAGCCACACUGUUGAGGCAGGGGUUCCUCUAGGCUCCCAGCCCUUUCUCCAGUGGGCGUUACUGAGUGAACCCUGGUGGCGGCUUCUGUGUGCCACUCUGCCUUCCUCUGAGGAAAGGCCCUUAGUUGGGCCAAGGGCAGGGCUGAGCUUGGGGUGGAGAGGAGUGAGGGGAGCUGGUGUGUAGGGGAUGCUGUUUUCCCUGCCUCCGCCUUGGCAGACUAAGACUUUUUUAAUUUUUUUAAUAUAUUUUUUAUUGAUUUUGGAGAGGGAGGGAGAGACAGAAACAUCGAUGAUGAGAGAGAAUCAUUGAUUGGCUGCCUCCUGCAUGCCCCCCACUGGGGAUUGAGCCCCAACCCAGGCAUGUGCCCUGACUGGGAAUCGAACCAUGACCUGGUUCAUAGGUCGAUGCUCAACCACUGAGCCACUCCGGCUGGGCGGGGUCUCUUUUUACGUAGGUAUUUAUUACACGUGGCCUUGUGUCAGACACACCAUUACACACGCGGGCACACUCGGCUCCCCACCUGGACACAGGCCUCUCAGUGUGGAGAGAGGACGAGAGUGUCCCUAGGUGUGAAGUUUGCACUGACAGGUGGGGGCCCAGGAUCCCCUGGAGUGGCCCCCGCAGAGGUCCUGAAUGGAUUUAUAUGCCUAAGAACUCCCUUGCAGUUCCUCCCUGGUCCUGGAGACCUCCCAGGGGACUUUCUCCUGUCUCUCCCGGGGGUGGGGAAAGGGGAGGCCUUUCAGAUGCCUUAGAGGCCUCCAGGAGAGUCCCGUUCCGCCCCCAGCCCACGCAGCGCUCCCACCUCACAAGCUUGCUGCCUUCCUGCACCUGCAGCCGCUAGCACCACCCGGGUCCUCUGGAGCCAGUUCCACUCCCGAUGUGAUUACAAUGGAAAGAACAGGGAGAAGGGCAGGCCUGGUGCCCAGGGAAGAGUCCAAACCAUGGGUGAACCGCCUCUCCUCAGCUCCGUUCACCUCCCUACAUCCUGAGGCUGGUCCAGUUAAAACUUGUGUCAGCCAGUCGCCCCUCGGGCCUGCACAGAUACCUCAUCCGCCCGCUGCCCGUGCCCCUCUCCGUCCCCAGCAGUGGGGGCUCUGAAUCUAGUGCCGAAUGACUAUGUCCAGACUGGUGACGAUGGGUGUUGCUGUUCUUGUUGUUUGUGAAUGCUGUGACUCUGUGCCCGAGAGGGCAGCCGCCCAGCCCUUUGGGCAUCUCCCUUCUGAGAGCUAUCAGGACCACAUCUGUCCUCACCCCGUGGGACCGCCUGCCCUGCCCCUCCCCUCCCUAGCCAUUCCAGCCUGGGGGACGUGCGCACACACAUCUUACCUCUCAUGCGUGUUUUACUUUUUGAUGUUCAGAGUGGCUCACUGGCUGGGAAUCUUUACCUCGGGGAGACGGGGAGGUUGGUUCCUUGGGGGGCGGGGGGGCCAAAGAAGGGCAGGGAAUGCCUGGAGGGAAACGGGGGCGGGGGUCACCAGAACCCCUGCUCUCUCCAGGAACAGCUGCUGCUCCCCCAUCCCAGGAUCCCACCCCCAUCCCCCAAAGAGGUGGCCCUUGUUUACAGUGAGGACUCGGUCACUGUGUCUCUGUUUCCUGAAAUAUAACUCGUAGUGACCCCAGACUGUAGAGAUUUUUAUGUGUUUGGAUACAUCUGCUGUGUGGGAAAAAAAAUUACAAAAAACCCUACUUUUGUACAUAUUGUAUUUUUACUAUUGAACUGUAUUCUAGUGGCUGUUCAUGCUCCAAGACUUUAGGUAUUGAGACAUGAAUACUAUCCAUGUAAUAAGCACUUGCCUGGAAUAAAAUAUAAAAUUGAAAUAAACCUGCACUGAAACCUGA
Molecule: messenger RNA, 5218 nt
Organism: Myotis daubentonii (Daubenton's bat)
Lineage: Eukaryota; Metazoa; Chordata; Mammalia; Chiroptera; Vespertilionidae
Gene: MNT
Product: MAX network transcriptional repressor
Biological process (GO): regulation of transcription by RNA polymerase II
Molecular function (GO): RNA polymerase II cis-regulatory region sequence-specific DNA binding; protein dimerization activity; DNA-binding transcription factor activity, RNA polymerase II-specific
Source: RefSeq, a predicted model, not a curated record